Messenger RNA from Linum trigynum, 884 nucleotides. NCBI's taxonomy places the organism in Eukaryota, Viridiplantae, Streptophyta, Magnoliopsida, Malpighiales, Linaceae. The record is from the annotation of a GenBank genome assembly.
CCAGCAGAACCACCAUGCCGACCGCCGCCGCCGCUCCUGCUGUCACCCCAACCUCUUCCCCGGUCACCGUCCCUCCUCCCAAUACCAUCCCAUCUCCUUCCAAUUCAACCCACUCCACACUACACCCAAAGCAGCUCCGAGCCCUCCAGUCCCUCAGAAUCCCAACUGCCAAAGACCCUUGUGCCCAGCCUUCCCUAUUCAGCCACAUAGUCUCGCUCCACCUCUCCAAUUGCUCCAACGGCGUUUCCCUCUCCUUCACCGCCCUCAAGUCCCUCUCCACCGUCCAGUCUCUCUCCUUCACCGACAUCCCCAUUAUCCAUAUCUGUUUCCCAUCAGAUCUCGCUCUCGCCCUCCGCUUUUUCACUUGUGUGCAUUCUCUCAAACACCUCACGGGCGUCUGGCUCUCCCACUUCGUCAACCUCACCGACCUCACCGUAACCGAUGUCCCCGUCAGCGCCAGCGGGCUCUACGUCGUCAUCGGGAAUAUGCACAAGCUACGGUCGCUCACCAUCACGAAUGCGAAUCUCACGUGCUCGAUUCCGAAGCAAUUGGUCGAGAAUCUCGCCCGUGUGGAACUUUCAGGCAACAGGCUUAAAGGAAGGAUACCAAGUUCAAUUACAAUCCUCGAGAAUCUAGAAACUCUCAAUCAGGUAGAAAGAUCUCCUUUCGGCCCAGGUGAUCCAUUGUUCCCUAAACCAACUGCUCCGCCUCCUUCUUCUGGACAACAAUUGGCUCAUCUGGCUACUUAUUCACCAGAUUCGGUGGCGAUUGGGUAGGAGGAAUGGCAGAGUAAUGCUGCUGCUGCGGCGGGGGCCUGUGUGGAGGUUUGGGAUUGGGGGUUUCGGAGGAGAGGCCCGAUGCUGUAAAAAAGAUAGGGGUGGGUG